AUGACCCGAAUCUUUGGACUAUCAACUAUCACAGUUCUUGCUAUUUUUUUCGUCGCAUCUCCUUUUUUGACCCAGGCAUUCCGUUGGGGUAACUACUACCAGUUUGAACAUGCUCUGAUUGGGCAAGGUAAAGGGGAAAAUUUCUUGGGAAGAGACCCAGUGAAGGAGUUUGAAAGAUUUUCAUGGAAUAAAGACGAAAUCGAAGAGACUGUUGGAAGAUUUUUUACAAGCUUUGAUGAAAAAAAUAUAGACGAUUUAGUCAGUCAGAUCCACGAUUACUCGAAUGCCCAGUUUUUUAUUUUCCAACAUCAUCUCAUGGGAACACAAAUCGCUGGUCUUAUGGAAGACGUGCUACAUACCAAGGGGAACACCUACGACACAACCAUCAAUACUGUGAGGUGCUGGACACCCUCGGCAAAAGUUGCCAAGCUUGGAGUUCAUGGUAAAAUGACUCUCAAAGAAGAUGGCAACAGUAGACAAGUGCCUCUGAAUGUGUUGAUGACUCUUGCAAAAGAUCAGAACAUCAUAAAGGUCUCUGGAUUGAGGACAGUACAGGAGAUUACCGUGGAGAGGUAA
Messenger RNA from Melampsora larici-populina 98AG31, 576 nucleotides. RefSeq lists its product as uncharacterized. Bases 1 to 576 code for a protein of 191 amino acids. The record is from RefSeq and is a predicted model, not a curated record. The transcript has 5 exons. Lineage: Eukaryota; Fungi; Basidiomycota; Pucciniomycetes; Pucciniales; Melampsoraceae.